Messenger RNA from Scylla paramamosain (green mud crab), 6717 nucleotides. RefSeq lists its product as uncharacterized. Gene Ontology annotation, biological process: cortical actin cytoskeleton organization; cell migration; regulation of cell shape. The record is from RefSeq and is a predicted model, not a curated record. The transcript has 9 exons. Gene Ontology annotation, cellular component: cytosol. NCBI's taxonomy places the organism in Eukaryota, Metazoa, Arthropoda, Malacostraca, Decapoda, Portunidae. Gene Ontology annotation, molecular function: actin filament binding; small GTPase binding. The coding region runs from base 886 to 4902 and encodes 1338 amino acids.
AAUAUUUCAGUAGUGUUUAAAAAGGUAUCGAAAUUUCAGGUCUUAAAAAGGCGUACAAAUGUAUUCUGCCUUUUCUGUCUUCAGAAAUAUUCUUUAAAAAAAUAUCGGAAGGUGUUCUAGUUAAAAUGGUGUUAAUAUUUUAUGAGCGUUGUUAAGUAUUCAAAUUCUUGUGGGAUUCUGAAAUUAUGUGUCCUAAAGUAUUCAAAAAAUGUGUUCCGAGGUUUUGCUCGAUGCACCAACGUGUUUUGUGGUUUGCUAGGGUGUCGGUGAUCGUCGCCGCAAGUGCUUACAAUCUAGGGCGGCUCAGUCGGCCAACAAUGGGUGAGGCGCGUCAUGUGUGGGUCGGUACAACACUGUAAGUUUGCCAUUGUUGCGAGACGCGCGUUAGGACUGCCACGCGAGGCUCUACUCACACCUGACCACGCUCUCUUCUUGCUUCCUUCAUUCCCACUCCUGGCGCCGUGAUCUCCUCCACUUUGACAGUGGCGUUAGCAGCGUGCCCGGUGUGCCGUGAUGCUGAGUGAUCUUUACGGUGACCAGUGUCGUAUGUCAGUGCUGUGGUAAUACGUCUCGUCUCGGCUACCUUUAAGAAAAGUGUUUCAAGGAUUUUGCAUCAUUAAUGGUGAAAAAAAGAAAAGAAAAUAAAAUCGUGAGAACCUGGCUAAAUAUCUGUGGCCUUGAAAAUACGAGUAGUCUAUGAUAUUCCAAAGCGUGUAAGAAUACAGGCUAAUGUCCCUCGUGUGCUGGAAAUAUUAGGACGCCACGUGAUUCUGAGUGACACUGAGGGAAGGUGCACGUUUGGAAGGCGACACGGAUACCCAGCCAUGUCCCUCAGAAGGCGGAGACGGAGGAGGUGAGGCGGGCGGCAGACGCGGCGCCUCCAGCAUGGGCCAGGCGCUACACCGUGUAUUCCAGCACCCUCAGGUUCACUUCCUCCUGUGGCUGGGGCGGCAGUACCUGGUGGAGGUGUGGACCAAGAUGGAGAGGACCACCUGCCGCCGCCCACCUCGCCACCCACCCCCGCCUGUCCCUACGUAUACCUCCCCGCCGCCCACGCCCACGCUCACACACAACGAGGAGCCGCAUCUAUACAGCUGCCCCCACCAUGGCCGCUGCCCUCCCGAUGUCUGCUUCCUGUGCGUGGAGGACGAGGUGGAGCUGCGGGUGUCCGAGGACGAGGGCGCGGUGGAGGUGGAGGACGGAGCUGCCCACCCCGCCCCGCACCUCAGGCCGCCCAUGUUCAACCCGGAAGACUACGCCCUCGGCCUGGCCAAGUACGCCCGCAUGACGAAUAUGUACGCGCCCGACGUGCCGAGGGAGAGGAAGGGGCGGGGUAGGGAGAAAGAGAAAGGCGUGGGGCGAGACCUACCGCAGGAAAUGUCCCUCAAGCAGUUCAGUUCCCUCCCGGAACUUCUGAAAAAGUUACGGGAAGACUUGAAAAUGUCCUAUCUCAGCUUCGUGAAGGAGCUAGUGCGUGAUCCCCAUGACGGCGUCAGUCUCCUGCUGGACGUGCUCAAGAUGGUGCAGCUGGCGCAGACAGACUUGAAUGGCUCGGGCAGCAGCAGGGAGCAGCAGGCAGCACUACGCCGCGCCCUAGUUGACGAGCACGAGAUUCUGGGUUGCCUGCGUUACUGCCUGCGGUGCCCCGAGGCCGCCCCCCGCCUGGCCCACUACCCCCCCGGCCUGUACACUCUCGCCGUGGCCACCAUGAGCAACCUGGCAAGAAGCAGGACCUUGGCUCUCCAGCUCCUGACGAAAGCGUGCAUGACCUCUCCUGACGGACACAGACAGGUGGUAGAGGCGCUGGCAACACUACGACUUCGCUUCGCUGAGCCGGUCAAGUGCAAGUUCCUGGUGUCCAUGAUGCUCUCCCACCCUCAUCCCAGUUUCCAGGUGUGGGGGCUGAGAUUCGUGAACGCCCUACUUGCCUCCACUGCCACACUGAGGGAACGAGUGUACUUGCAGGAGGAGCUGACGGAGGCGGGCUUUGAUCCUGCGGCUCUCAAGAAGGUGAUCGAACGCAGUGGGUCGGAUCACCUCCAGCAGUUGGCAGGUGCGGAGCUCGGUCGGUGGGCAGAGGGCUACGUGGACGUGACCGCCUUUGAUAGGGAGAUUAAAGGUCUCAAGAAUUCCAACACCACCCUUCAGGAGGAGCUACAGAAGUUGCGUGAGGCAAAUAUGAAACUCCUGGAAGAGAACGUGCUGCUGAAGACGGUGGGGAGUGAGGUGGAGGAGCGCUAUGCCGCCCUCAAGCGUCGCCUGGAAAGCAACGGCCUCCAUGCACCGCCCUCCCCCGUUCCCUCCGUAAGCGACUCUGAUCUUUCCUCCCUCAACACCUUCAGAAACAUCGUGUCUCGCCGGAACUCGGACUCUCCUUCUCGCACCGGCGACAACCGAAGCGCUGUCACGGAGACUGAUUCCGUGAUCUUUACCAAAGCUGGCCAGCGCUCCGUGACUCCCGUAAUGGAGCCUUUGUCCCUGCCUCCCGUCGACAGCGCCAGCACGGUUUCCUCCGUCGCUUCGGACCUCACCGUCGCCCCCGCCAGGCCUGCAUCUUCCUCCAGCGGCCCAUCACUCCCCAGCCGUAGUAGGCAUCAGUCAUCGUCUUCGUCCUCCACCCCUGACCCCCGCCUCGUCUCACCUCUCAGGAGCGUUGCCGCUUCACCAGUAAGGGACGAGCCAAGGAUCGAAGGAGCGAUUCCGACCAGUGUAUCGCCAGUCUCGGAUCAGGAAAAGCGGCGGUCAGUCAGCGGAGACAGGUUUAACGAGGUCAUGCCACCCAUGCACAUCGAAAUGACCUUCCGCAGCGAAAAGAAGCCGUCCACUUCCGACAUGGCGACGCAAAAGGAGAGGAGCAGAUCACCCCGCGGCGGACAACAGCCUAAGGACCCGAAAAGACCUUCCAGAUCAAGCAGCCGUCAAAGGCAACCCACGCCGCCCCAGACCGGCUCUGGUGGAAGACACGACCGGGAGAGAAGAAAGUCAGACAGUCCAGUUCAGAGUGACAGGCGACCGGACAGCCAAUCACCACAGAGCGGCCACACAUCCCCACCUGGCCCGCCAUCCAGCUCACCGAUCAACUCAAAGAAAAAGGCUUCCAGACCACUGCCUUCGGGCGCGGCAAGCCCAUUUUCUUCCUCGACUUCUUCCCUCUCGUCAUCGUCCUCCACCUCCUCCACUUCAGGAGGGGAUCGGAAGGACCCAGAAUACAUGAACGUGCCUCGGCGGGAGUCUCCGAGCGUCAAGAGCCGCAGCGGCGGUGACGAGACUGACCUGGACUAUGAGCGGGACGUGGUGGUGUAUGAAGCUAUCACUCUCGGCAACGACCGCAUUUUCAUUGACAAGAGCAAUACUCAGGACUCCCGUGGCUCCGGCAACAGCCACACCUCGGCGGAGACACGGGGCAGUCAAGGGCAGCAAGAGGCGGUGCCCGAUGGCCCCAGUGUGCGUGAGUCUGUGCGCCACUACGAGAAUCUGGUGAUGAUGGGUGAGCAGGCUGAGGCGGCGAAUGACUCAGGGAAGGGAGGGCAAGAAAACGCACCCCUUCGGCGGCAGCAGAGCAGGCGGGAAACGCGGGAGAAUGGCAAAACUAAUUCCCAUGAAGAUGUGAGUGAAGGAGAGGUGGAGGCUGUCAUGUCAGGACUCGAGAACGUGUUGCGCAGCGCAGAAUCUUCUCUCAGCCUGGAAUCACAGGAAACCGUAAAGGAGAAUCCUACCCUGAGAGACCACUUUGAGGACCGCGCCAGCCCUGAUAACGUACCCGGCGAGGAGCUAGAAAUCGUGCCCACUCGGGUGCCACAACUCCCAACAAGGGAACGCUCCAGGAACUCCCAGACGGGCAGCGCCGCGAGUAACCCGGUGCUCUUCCUGGAGCUGGAGACACCCGCUGAGACCAGCGACACGGAGACUCUGCUGCGACACCAGCGGCCCGGCAGUCCUCGCACUAUCGAGACAGAAUCUACACAGUCCUUCGGUUUCGUUCUUCCCGACAAGUCUCUGCGACGCCGAGAGACCUUCGUUGGACGCGGAAGCAGCGAGCGGGAGUCCGCGGAGGAGCGACGGAAGGGAAUCCGCAGGUCUGAAAGUUUCCAGACGGGUAACGCGGAGUACAACAGCCACCGGUCGUACUCCCCGCGGCGGCGCGGCUCCAUGGACAUGCUUGUUCCGCUGGAAGAACGGGAGGUGCACAUCAGCGGCCGCAUGUUCACCAAGUACACGCCUCACGAGGUGGAGAGACGGAAUCUCGUGAACGACCUCAUCACGGCAGAGAUGAACCGCCGCAAGAACCGCAGCAUGGAAGAUCGUCUCGACCAGUGGUUCGAGGCUCACAAUGAAGACGGCGAAUGGACACUGAAGUGGAAGUACCCGGAGAUUCAGCAAGACGGGGAAGGUAAACCCAUUCGCCAGAGGAGCCGUCGCCGCCACGAAAGCCGCUCCCCGACACGCCAUGACGACAACCGCCGAACCUCCAGGCCUCGCGGAAGUGACAACAGGUCUUCCUCGAGGCACCUGGACAAGACUCAGUCUUCGAGAGCACACUCCGAGCAGCCCAAACAAGGCCGCAGCGUCAAGUCCUCAAAAUAUUCAAACACGGAAAUCAGUGCUUUCAAUGGCUUCAAGAACCCGGGAGGCUUCAGGGAGAGUGACUACGGACCCAACUUCAUGCUAAACAAGCCGUCCACACGUCUCCCUCCUGACUUUGGAGACUACAGUGGGCGGGACUUUGCUCCGCCCCGAGGAAGGGGGUCCCGAGAGAGGGGCGUUGGCGCGUGGCGUAAAGGAGAGAUCGACCCCGACAUCCCGACCCCUGACUACACGGCCACGCCUGCUAGCACCCUCAACGGCGUGCCGCCCGCCAUGCCCUCAAAGCAUAUCCUGGACAUGCCAUCAGGACUCUACUGACGCUCAGCCGCGACAGACACGCCCUCUUCCCCCACGACACCCGUCAGGACCAUAGACAGACACACAGAGGCUUGAGUGACACACACACACACACACACACACACACACACACACACACACACACACACACACAAACACACACACACACACACACACACACACACACACACACACACACACACACACACACACACACACACACACACAAACAUACAUACACACACGGCAAGAAGGAACAGUAACACUACAUGUACACGUUACGUUUCGCACAUUAUUCUUGUACAUGUACGUAAUGCUAGACACAUCACAUAAGGCGACGCAGGCGAGGGAACAUCGGACACUCAGACACACACACAUACCGAACAUCGAAACAUCUCAGACAAAUAUAUCUAUCUUUCUCUCUGCUUAGAAACAUGAGUUGUAAGCCGCCCCACGUGCAAUACUCCAAGCGAAGACGUUAUGUAUGUAUGCGAGUGUGUACAUAGUAAUAAUGAGUCUGUACAUAGUAUAUAUAGAAGUAGUCGAUGCUGUUGUUUGUUGUAUACACAUAUCGGGAGUUUAUAUACGAGUUUAUCAAACAUGUAUUAUAUUGUUGAAAUGUGGUAGAUGUUUAUGAGUCCAGCAGACCAGAGCGGCUUUGGGCAACGUUUGCCGCGCUUUGGAUGAAACUGGAACAUGAAGACUUCACAAAACGUUCUCAGUCGUACUCAGAACAAGCACAAAAAGAGAAACCCCAAGUCUAAAAAAUGAAUUAAAUAAAUAGGCAAAUUAAUAGAUAAGUAAAAAAUAAACAAAUAAAUAGACAAAUCAAUAAAAUAAAAUAAAAAAAGUUGCUGUUAUCAAAUUAUUAAAAUAGGUCAUUGUUUCAACUAAACAUUUUUCGUAAUUUUGAAUUCCACCACCGAACUCCAAGAGAAGAUAAAAUACAGCACCGCCGCUACCAGAAGAACGUCUUUAUAGGAUAAGACAAUAUGCCUGGGAGAUAAUCUGCUAGCUGUUACAAUUAUGAAUCAAAGAACAAGGCAGCGGAAGAACUUAUAUAACAAAUGAGAAAAUACGCGUAGAAUGAGAAAAAAAUCUAGAAAAAAAGCAUAACAACUAACAGAGUGAAAAAGUUUUCGCAUAUAACUUAUGAAACUAAGCCUACAAAAAAAUAAAAUAAAUAAAUAAAUAAAUAAAUAAAUAAAUAAAUAAAUAAAAAUAAGUGUACCAAAGGAGAGUGUAAAUUUUAUGGAACAUAAUACAGGUAUAGAAAAAAAAAGUGCCUAAAUACUAUGCUAUUAAAAUAUCAUUGUAAUCAUCAGAUGAAGAACUUUCUCUUAAUUCAAUCCCCUAAAAAAAAUAUAAUAAUAAUAAAGAUAAAUAAAUAAAAAAAUAAUAAAUAAAAUAAGUGAAUAAAUAAACAAAACAAAUGAAUAAAUCAAUCAAUCAAUCAAUCAAUAAAUAAAUAAAUAAAUAAAAUAAAUGAAUAUGAUAAAUAAAUAAAUAAAUAAAAAUAAGUAAACAAAAUAAAUAAAUAAAAUAAAAUCCUAGGGUUUUUAAGAUGGAUACAAAACACUUUCUACAUAUUACAAAAAGAUUCUUAAAAACCAACAAAGCUGCUACUAUCCAUCCUUUCUUUGUGUUCCAUUGUGUUCACUGAGUGGUGACGGAUGGCUCAAGGCUGCCCUGGGUCCUGGAGUACUUUAAGGAUUAACCCAAAAUCUGUACCAUAGUUAUAUAUCCCUAAGUCUAUCCUUCUCUUUUUCAGUUCUGAGUCUCCCUGUAACACUGAUUCCCUCUGUACUUUAUAACGAGAAUAUAAAGCUAAUUGAG